ACUAAUCCAAGUGUCAGCGCGGAGACGCACACAGCAGCAGCAGGUCGCGACGUCCCUGUCCACACGAGGACCGGACCCGGGAGAUCCACAGGAGCAGCAGGCGCGUGUACCCGACCUGAGCACCCUCUUUUACCCGCUUUCACUUCCACAUUCACCCCUGAAGUGACAAGUGUCGCUCCGGGAAAACUCCGGGGGAAAUUCGCGCGACUUUCGGCUCCGGGACUCACCUGAAUAUGGCUUCUACCACCUGCACAAGAUUUACGGACGAAUACCAGCUUUACGAGGAGCUGGGAAAGGGUGCGUUCUCCGUGGUGCGACGCUGCAUGAAGAAUUCCACGGGGCAAGAGUACGCGGCCAAAAUAAUCAAUACCAAGAAGCUAUCUGCCCGAGAUCACCAGAAACUCGAGAGGGAGGCCCGGAUCUGCCGUCUGCUCAAACAUCCCAAUAUUGUGCGUCUUCAUGACAGCAUAUCAGAGGAGGGCUUCCACUACCUGGUGUUCGACCUAGUGACAGGCGGGGAGCUCUUUGAGGACAUCGUUGCCAGAGAAUACUACAGUGAAACGGAUGCCAGUCAUUGCAUCCAGCAGAUCCUGGAGGCCGUGCUCCACUGUCACCAGAUGGGUGUGGUCCAUCGGGAUCUCAAGCCUGAGAAUCUCCUCCUGGCCAGUAAACUGAAGGGGGCGGCGGUCAAACUGGCAGAUUUCGGCCUGGCCAUAGAAGUUCAAGGAGACCAGCAGGCAUGGUUUGGUUUCGCUGGGACCCCGGGAUACCUGUCUCCAGAGGUGUUGAGGAAGGACCCGUAUGGAAAGCCAGUGGACAUGUGGGCCUGUGGUGUGAUCCUGUACAUCCUCUUAGUGGGGUACCCUCCUUUCUGGGACGAGGACCAGCACAAGCUCUACCAGCAGAUCAAAGCAGGAGCCUAUGACUUUCCUUCUCCGGAGUGGGACACAGUAACAUCCGAGGCAAAAGAUCUGAUCAACAAGAUGCUCACCAUUCACCCAGCCAAGAGAGUGACUGCCACGGACGCGCUCAAGCACCCCUGGAUCUGCCAACGCUCCACUGUGGCCUCCAGUAUGCACAGACAGGAGACCGUGGACUGCCUCAAGAGGUUCAACGCCAGGAGGAAACUAAAGGGUGCCAUCCUGACCACCAUGCUCGUCAAUCGCAACUUCUCAGCAGCCAAGAGCCUCAUCAACAAAAAGCCCGAUAGUGUCAAAGGUUCCAGUGAGAGCGCCAACACCACUAUAGAGGAUGAAGAUGUUCGAGCCCGCAAGCAAGAGAUUAUCAAAGUGACGGAGCAGCUCAUCGAGGCAAUCAACAGUGGAGAUUUUGAGGCCUACACGAAGAUCUGUGACCCCGGCCUGACGUCAUUUGAACCCGAGGCUCUGGGGAACCUGGUGGAGGGCACGGACUUCCACCGCUUUUACUUUGAAAAUGCUCUGUCCAAACACAAGCAGCCCAUCCACACCAUCCUGCUGAACCCUCACGUGCACCUGAUCGGGGACGAGGCCGCGUGCAUCGCCUACAUCCGUCUGACUCAGUACAUGGACUCGAGCGGCCUGCCCCGGACCAUGCAGUCUGAGGAGACCCGCAUCUGGCACCGCAGGGACAGCAAGUGGCAAAACAUCCACUUCCACCGCUCCGGGUCGCCCACCGUGCCCAUCAAGUGAGGACCACCGCCAGGCUGAGAACUCCCCGAUCCCCGAGUGAUCGACUCCUCACCAGACCCCGCCUCCUUCUACAUGUCCAUCAAACCCUCUCGACCAAUCCUUGCCCAGUCUGUAGCUAGAGCUCCGCCCUCUCAGUGUGUUGUUUACAUAGCGUCGCUGCUGGACGGAAAUUCUUGUAAAUGUUAUAACUUUUUUUUGUUUUUUGUUAUGUUUUGUUGUUUUUUUUGGAGUGUGCUGCGUUCACACUCACAGUUCACCGAGCCAUCAUUUAGUGACAGUUUUAAUAUUGCACACUAACUAUUGUAAGGGAAAAAUAUACUGAAUCUUUUAAAAUCCUGUAUCAUUCGUUCAUUCAUUUUUCAAAAAUAAAACCAAAAAUAAGAAAACGACAAAACAACUAUUUUCUUCUAGUUAUUUGUCUCCAAAACCAAAAUGGAAAAAUAGAUAAAGAUUUUUUUUUUUUUUUUCAGUUUUCAAUUUUGUGUUUAAAUGAAGAAUGGAAAAAAAAACGUCUGUUUCCUGUUUCCAUGACUUAAACUGCAAUGCCGGACUUUUGCACCGCAUAUGGACUGUACCAGGUCUAAACUGGUCUCUGUCCUGGUCUGGUCCUGGUCUAGGUCCUAAACCAGGACUGAAUCAGGAGUGUGGGGACGGGCCCAGAGUUGUGUGAUUUGAACUGAGACCAGGACCAAACCAGGACUGAGAACAGGACGGAGAUCGGUUUAAACCUGCUUUAGUUCUGUUUUAGUCCUGUUUUAGUCCUGUUUUAAACCCGGUUUAGCCCCGGUUUAGGCCUGGUUUUGUCCCAGAUUUAGUCCUGGUUUUAGACGUAGUUUAGUCCUGGUUUAGUCCUGGUUUUGGCCUGGCUCAGUCCGGCAUUGCAGGAAAGGUUUCGUAUUCAUUUAAACACAAAAUCGAAAACUGAAAAAAUGAAUCUUUGUCCUUUUUUUGUUUGUUUUUUGUUUUGGAGACAAAUAAUGAAGAAAAUGAUCGUUUUUUUCAUUUUCUUAUUUUUGAUUUUAUUUUGAAAACCGAAUGAACGAACAAUACAUAGAUUUUUUUACAGUUGCCGUUUAGUUCCUGCUUAUGAUUUUAACUUGUAUCUCGGUAUGUUUACUACCAAUUUUAACACGUUUCAAUUGACCAUCAGUUGUGAAUGUAACUUACACAAAGCCGUUUUAAAGGCAGGUUUUCAUCACGUGUAUUCAGCUCUUGUAUUUCUUUGGAUUUUUAUAUUGUGAUAUUGAUGCAGUAACUUGUCCCUCCACUUUGACAAUAUAUAGUUUUCAUUUUUGAAUUUAAAGGUCCUAUAUUACGCAAAAAUUAAAUAUCUGGAGUUGUGUUUUGUUUCAUUCACACAUGUUUGAGUAAUUCAGGUUAACAGCGACUUUUUUAUCUUUAGUUCAGUGGAGUUUGUCAAUUCCAGGUCUGAAAUGAUCCAAAUGAUUCUAGUGAAGGUGUACGGAGUUUAAAAACACAGUGGAGCACUUCCUAAAUGACAUGACAGUGUGUUUAAACAAGUGUGAAUGAAACAAAACACAACUCCAGGUUUGUUUUUGAUGAGGAAACAACAUUAUAACACAGAAAAAGCGUAAUAUGGGCGCUUUAAACCAAUUGUACAGUUCCAACUAUUGUUUUACACGGGACCAUAAAUCACUUUGUUUUUCUUUUUUUCCUUUUAAAUUAUCACAACUUCUGUCAUGGGUGUAUUGGUGUUUAGUUUUCAUAUUGUAGAUACACAAAGUUCUGGUUAGGACAAAACUGGGUUAAGAGUAGAAAUGAUGAUGACUAUUUGGUGUUUUUUGAAUCCGUCUCUAGUUUGAUUACAAGUUUCCCUCUUUUGCGAUUCCUGGUGGUACACUGGUAUAACAUGUUGUGGUGGGACAAGUCUGAUGUGUGGUAAUGAAAUAUAUAAUAAAAUGUGUGAUUAUGCCAAAGGAAA
Boleophthalmus pectinirostris (great blue-spotted mudskipper) is the source of this 3612-nucleotide messenger RNA. Its product is annotated as calcium/calmodulin-dependent protein kinase type II delta chain. Gene Ontology annotation, molecular function: calcium/calmodulin-dependent protein kinase activity; calmodulin binding; ATP binding. Gene Ontology annotation, cellular component: neuron projection; cytoplasm. The transcript has 18 exons. The record is from RefSeq and is a predicted model, not a curated record. Gene Ontology annotation, biological process: protein phosphorylation. Lineage: Eukaryota; Metazoa; Chordata; Actinopteri; Gobiiformes; Gobiidae. Bases 234 to 1670 code for a protein of 478 amino acids.